GGUUUUGAGUCAACAGCUGUGAGUCAUCUUGGUAGUAUCGGGUUGGAUGCCUAAAGCUGCAGGAAGAAGGAUCAGGAGAACUUUCAGGAAGAAACUAUCCAACAAUUCAGAUAUGGCAGAAAUGAAGUCAAUGUUCCGGGAAGUUCUUCCGAAACAAGGGCAGUUGUCUGUAGAAGAUAUAGCCACAAUGGUGCUGUGUAAACCCAAACUUUUACCCCUAAAAUCUCUGACUCUGGAAAAACUAGAGAAAAUGCAGCAAGCAGCACAGGAUACAAUUCGCCAACAGGAAAUGGCAGAAAAAGAACAACCGCAAAUAAGUCACUGAAUGAUAACUUAGCACUUCUGCAGAACACCCUACACCUUCCUUAUUAACAAUAGCUAGAAAAUAACCUGCACCUGUAUGCUUAAAGCAGUAUGUAUUAAUAAAACAGAUUUUAUUCCCAUAAUAUAAAAAUAACCAAGAUUAAUAAAACUUGGAUUGUGAAUUUAAA
Mesoplodon densirostris (Blainville's beaked whale) is the source of this 491-nucleotide messenger RNA. RefSeq names its product BBSome interacting protein 1 (gene BBIP1). The transcript is spliced from 3 exons. Gene Ontology annotation, biological process: cilium assembly; receptor localization to non-motile cilium. The coding region runs from base 47 to 325 and encodes 92 amino acids. The record is from RefSeq and is a predicted model, not a curated record. Gene Ontology annotation, cellular component: BBSome. Lineage: Eukaryota; Metazoa; Chordata; Mammalia; Artiodactyla; Ziphiidae.